AGCCCUGUCAGCUCUCCACAGUUUAGGAGAGCCUCAAGGACUCCUGGGACAGCAUCUAGCGAGGCUUGUAGUUCGUAUGGCUGGGGCACGGCAGCUUUGGUGGGCUGCUCGGUCAACCUCAUCCCCUUGAAUGGUCUUCCACCUAUCCUGACAUCUACUGGUGUCAAAGGAGAUUACACUGUGGAGGAGCCCUCUGAGACACUACUCAUUCAGGAGCUGGAGAGUGGCAGACCAAAACCACUGGUGUUUGUGCUCAAUGCUAAUCUUCUUGCUAUGGUCAAACUGGUCAAUUAUGUGAACCGGCGGUGCUGGUGCGUAACCACAAAGGGCCUGCAUGCCGUGGGGCAGGACGAGGUGGUGGUGCUACUGCAGUGUUCCCCUGAAGAGAAGACUUUCCCCAAAGACAUCUUCAGCCACUUCAUCCAGUUGUACCGGGACAGCCUCACAGGAAAGGUGGUGAAGCACUUGUCCCUGUCCCUGUUUGGGAGCACUUUUUUGGGCAGUACAGACCACGCAGGCCUUCUCUACGUCCGUGCCACGCACCAGUCGCUCCAGGGACUACCUCUGCCCAACCAGCCUUACCUCUUCGGCCUGCUGGUACACCGCGCAGAGGUGGCUUGGGCCAAAGCCUUUCCUCUGCGCCUCAUGCUGCGUUUGGGGGCAGAGUACAGAUUUUACCCAUGUCCUUUGUACAGUGUGAGAUUUAGGAAACCUUUGUUUGGGGAGAUUGGUCGCACUAUAAUGAGACUGUUAGUUGACUUUAGAAAUUAUCGUUACAGCCUUCCAACAGUACCGGGCCUCACUGUGGAUCUCGAAGCUCAGAGGACAUGUAUUAAGAUACCCACCACCGGCUAUAAUGAGAUGAUGAGGGCUCUAACAAAAUCUAACGAACAUGUGCUGGCCAUUGGGGCGUGUUUUAAUGAGGGCGCAGACUCUCACCUUAUCUGCGUGCAGGGGGACGAUGGCCAGUACCAAACCCAGGCAAUCAGCAUUCACAAUCAGCCACGCAAAGUCACUGGAUCAUGUUUCUUCAUCUUCAGCAGUGCCCUAAAAGCCUCUGCAGGAUACCUUGCCAAGUCCAGUAUUGUAGAAGAUGGCCUCAUGGUGCAGAUCACCGUGGAGACUAUGGCAGAACUGAGGCGGUCGCUACGGGAGAUGAAAGACUACACUGUCACCUGUGGAAAGCUCGACCAGUCAGAGAGCCAGGAGCUUGUUUGUGUACAGUGGGUGGAGGAAAAAUGCAGAAUCAAUAAGGGCGUUAUAAGUCCAAUUGAUGGGAAAUCUAUGGAGUCCAUUAAUAGUAAGAAAUUGUUUCAGAAGUCUGAGUACAAAGAGAAUGGAAAAAUUAUCCGGUGGACAGAAGUUUUUUAUUUACAAAGGGGAGAUCAUGGUAAAGGAGACAUGCCAGAAACUGCAGAACAAAAUCGGCUAACGGAGCGAAUAGCCAGAGCAUUUUGUUUGGCGCUGUGUCCACACCUGAAACUGCUCAAAGAAGAUGGCAUGGCCAAACUAGGGCUACGCGUGACCUUUGACCCUCAUGAGGUGGGAUUUGUGGCUGGGAGCAAUGGACAGCCACUCCCAGCUCAGUACCUCAAUGCACUGGAUAGUGUGCUUAUUCCAGUUAUACACAGUAGGGGGCGUAAAAGAAGCGACGAGUCUAUAGUCAUGGAGCUUAUUUUUUACAUACUUGAAAAUGUCACUUAAGAGUUGCAUUAUGUCUUCCUAACCACAACAUUUGAGCUGCCAUAUGGUUUCAGGGCAAUAAAAGCAGCGCAUUUAAAUGGAAGACUGACCACAUCUGAUGGUUUGGCCCUUUUCAUCCACAUUACAACACUGUGGUUUUCUGAGACCACUCUGCCCUUUGACAAUCAGGGUAUGCAUGACACUAAACAGGCCUUUAGAUCAGGGCACUGCACUGUAGACGACCUCAUACAUAGCUGAUCAUUGAUAACACAAUGUGUAAAACCUUUAAUGAGGGAACACCUCGAACUACAUGCAAAGAGAAAAGUGAAUGACUUUGAAGUACUGUAUGCAGAUUUGUAGCUAAUUUAACGCACACUGACCGAAUGCUUAUGAAUGUUUUCUUACUGGAUGUAUUUUACUGACUGCUUCUGCGAUGCAUUCUCAGCUUGAAAUUAAAAAACUAAUGAAGUAACUCAAUGAAGUUCAUUUCAUUAAAAUAUUAUAACAAGUA
This is a messenger RNA of Boleophthalmus pectinirostris (great blue-spotted mudskipper), 2194 nucleotides long. It is a transcript of the gene zfyve9b, whose product is annotated as zinc finger, FYVE domain containing 9b. Gene Ontology annotation, cellular component: endosome; early endosome membrane. Gene Ontology annotation, biological process: liver development; endosomal transport. NCBI's taxonomy places the organism in Eukaryota, Metazoa, Chordata, Actinopteri, Gobiiformes, Gobiidae. The record is from RefSeq and is a predicted model, not a curated record. The annotation marks the transcript as partial. The transcript is spliced from 13 exons.